UAAAUGACUUAAAUGUAAAUGUAAACUUUACAUUUAGCUCAUGUGCAUCCUGUUUCCGUUGAUCAUUCUUGAGAUGUUUCUACAUCUUGAUUGGAGUCCACCUGUGGUAAAUUCAAUUGAUUGGACAUGAUUUCGAAAGCCACACACCUGUCUAUAUAAGGUCCCACAGUUGACAGAGCAAAAACCGAGCCAUGAGGUCAAUGGAAUUGUCCGUAGAGCACUGAGACAGGAUUGUGUCGAGGCACAGAUCUGGGGAAGGGUACAAAAAAUGUCUGCAGCAUUGAAAAUCCCCAAGAACACAGUGGCCUCCAUCAUUCUUAAAUGCAAGAAGUUUCCUAGAGCUGGCCACCCGGCCAAACUGAGCAAUCAGGGGAGAAGGGCCUUUGUCAGGGAGGUAACGAAGAAGCCGAUUGUCACUCUGAAAGAGCUCUGGAGUUCCUCUGUGGAGAUAGGAGAACCUUACAGAAGGACAACCAUCUCUGCAGCGCUCCACCAAUCAGGCCUUUAUGGUAAAGUGGCCAGACGGAAGCCACUCCUCAGUAAAAGGUACAUGACAGCCCUCUUGGAGUUUGCUAAAAUGCACCUAAAGGUCUCUCAGACCAUGAGAAAAAAAAACUCUGGUCGGAUGAAACCAAGAUUGAAUUCUUUGGCUUGAAUCCCAAGCAUCACAUCUGGAAGAAACCUGGCACCAUCCCUACGAUGAAGCAUGGUGGUGGCAGCAUCAUGCUGUGGGGAUGUUUUUCAGCGGCAGGGACUGGGAGACUAGUCAGGAUGGAUGGAAAGAUGAAUGGAGAAAAGUACAGAGAUAUCCUUGAUAAAAGCCUUCUCCAGAGCACUCAGGACCUCAGACUGGGGUGAAGGUUCACCUUCCAACAAGACAACGACAUUAAGCAUACAGCCAAAACAAUGUAGGAGUGGCUUCACGACAAGACUCUGAUUGUCCUCAAGUGGCCCAGCCAGAGCCCAGACUUGAACCCAAUCAAACAUCUCUGGAGAGACCUGAAAAUAGCUGUGCAGCGACGCCCCCCAUCCAACCUGACAGAGCUUGAGAGGGUCUGCAGAGAAGGAUGAGAGAAACUCCCCAAAUACAGUUGUGCCAAGCUUGUAGCGUCAUACCCAAGAAGACUUGGGUCUGUAAUUGCUACAAAAGGUUCUUCAACAAAGUACUGAGUAAAGGGUCUGAAUACUUAUGUAAAUGUGAUAUUUAAGUAUUUUUGCUUUGCUUUGUCAUUACGGGGUAUUGUGUGUAGAUUGAUAAGGGAAAAAAACAAUUGAAUCCAUUUUAGAAUAUAGCUGUAACAUAACAUAAUGUGGAACAAGUCAAGGGGUCUGAAUACUUUCCGAAUGUUCUGUAUGUUAAGUUUCAUAUGGGGUGUAUUCAUUUGUGGAUGUCCAUCUCCUAUGAUAUGUUACAAAUUACAACGCAUACGAUAUAUUACUAACUGCAAUUUGUACAAUAUGUGGCGAAUUUGCUAAACGUAUGAUAAGGUACGAUAUUCCAAUAUUAUGCCACUAAUGUUCCCUAGGUGGUUAACGUUAGCUUAGGGUUAAAGGUUACGGUUAAGGGAAGUGUUAAGUAUUUGCAAAGUAGUUGAAAAGUAGUAACUCAUUGCAAAGUUGCUAAUUAGCUUAAAUGCUCAAGUUGUCCGUGAUGAUUUUUGAAAACUGCUGGACGUUCACGUUAUACGCCCACCCAUUCACUCCGACCAACCAACCUACUUUCAUUUUUGCCUUAAUUAACCUCCUGUCUUAUGUAACCAUACCAAACAUAACAUAUCAUACUAAUUUGAAUUUCCUGAAUUUACAAUUUACUAUGUUACGUCUAGCCUAUGAGACCAGGCUGCUCUGAGAAACUGCUUCAGCUUCUUACACUGAGCUGAGCCGUCUUGCGAGAUGCCUGGCAUAUUGUAGACACCUCCAGAAGGACACUGACUCCGUUCCACUCAGUCUCUCAGCCGGUCUCCCUCUUCCUGGUCUCUACCUCCACCCUGUAUGAUCCUGACAAACCGUCUUCUGCCUCCUCCAUCAGGAUGAAGAACCAAAAGAAAAAGAGAGGGUUUAUUUUUCUCUUAGUCUUCUUGGUUACUCUUCCUUCCUCGUUGGGUAGGUUUUUAUGUUCUCUGUCCUGGUCUUUGUCUUGAUAUUGGGAGUUCACUGGGUUUUCUCUACCUUCUGUUAGAUAAUAUAUUUGUCUUUACCUCUUUUGACUUUGAACUGUCUUGUUUCUCUCUGCUUUCCUGCCGUUUCAGGAAGUGAGUACAAUAAUUCAAAUUGAAUAUUCAUAUAAAUAGGACCACAGGUGUCAGAAGUAUUGAAUUGAUUAUGACAGCAUGUGUUAUAAUUUCUGUACUGUAUAAAAGUUUACUCGUGAUCCAUAGAUUGUCAUCUAUCUUUUUUUGCGAUUGUAAAUACGCUUGAUAGUGCUGUUUUGUUACAAGUGACACAUUUCGAUUCAUUUGUUUUUCUCCACCAGGGCAAACGUCAGACUAUGCUCCCUAUUUCUACGACAAAGGACCGAGCAGCACCAAUGGGAAUAUGGCUCUCUUCAGUAUCUCAGAAGACACACCAGUCGGAACACAGGUAUAUAUCCUAAAUGGCACUGACCCAGAGGGGGAUGCCGUGUGGUUUGGCCUGACCUUUGAGAAGGGCACCAGAGAAUACCUGAGAGUGGACCCCAAAUCAGGAAACAUAACUCUCAUUCAGGAACUAGACAGAGAGAAACAAGGUGAAAUCUCAGCUCUCGUUAGCAUAACAGAUGGCCGGAAUAAGGUUGUCGAGACGAUACGGGUGUUUGUCACCGAUGCCAAUGAUGAAGAACCAGAGUUCCAGAACCUGCCUUUCGCCGUAGACGUCCCAGAGGACACUCCAGCUGGAAGCAGCAUUUACAGAGUGCAAGCGGUGGAUAAAGACAUGGGCUCUGGAGGCAGUGUCACCUACUACUUACAGGGAACUCCUACUACCAAGUUCACCAUCGAUGGCCACAGUGGGGUCCUGCGGAUCAAACCAGGCGAGACGCUCGACUUUGAGACGACAACGUUACACUUUGUGACGGUGGUUGCCAAGGAUGGGGGCGGGCAGUACAAAGGGAAGCAUCAGGUGCUGACAUCUACAGCCACCAUAACCAUCAACGUCCUCGACGCCCAAGACACUCCUCCAGCCUUCGUUGGAACUCCUUACUUUGGCUACGUCUACGAGGUCUCAGUUCCUGGUUCUGAAAUAGCCACUGUGUUUGCCAAAGAUGGUGACGAAGGAAACCCUAAUCCUAUUCAUUACUCUAUUACCAAUGGUAGUGAGGAUGUCUUCACCAUCAACAGCACAACUGGUUGUAUCAGCCUGACAACUUAUCCAGUCACGCUGAGGAAUGAAUUAUAUGAAAUCAAAGUCAAGGCCACUGAGCUGGGGCCUAGCGAGGAGCUGUUGGACUACAAUGCCAUGACUAUGGUGACGGUUCGAGUGGUGGAUCUCAACAACCACCCUCCUACCUUCUACGGAGAGAACGGGCCCCAGAGCCAGUUUGAGGUGACCAUGUAUGAGCACCCUCCAGAGGGGGAGAUCCUCAGGGGGCUGAAGAUAACGGUCAACGACUCUGAUCAGGGGGCGAAUGCUAAAUUUAAACUGAGGUUGGUGGGGCCUGGUCGUGUACUCAGAGUGGUGCCCCAGACGGUCCUCAAUGAAGCACAGGUCACCGUUAUCGUUGAAGACUCUGCUGCCAUUGACUAUGAAAAAGGCAAAUCCUUAACAUACAAGUUACUGGCUGUGGAGAUUGACACCCCUGAGAGGUUCAGUGCGACAGCUGAUAUUGUGAUUCACCUUUUGGACACCAAUGACAACACUCCCAGGUUCACCUCAGAGUAUUACAUGGCACGUAUCCCGGAGAACUCCCCCGGAGGCUCCAACGUUGUGUCUGUCACCGCCAAUGAUCCAGACUCUGGCCUUUGGGGUGAAGUCAAGUACUCCAUCUAUGGUUCCGGAUCUGAUUUGUUUCUCAUCCACCCGUCCUCAGGCAUCAUCUACACCCAGGCCUGGGCCACUCUGGAUGCUGAGGUCAAGUCCAAGUACAACUUCUACGUGAAGGCAGAGGACACAGAGGGCAAGUACAGCCUGGCGGAGGUGUUUGUCACUGUCCUUGACAUGAACGACCACGUUCCAGAGUUUGAUGACAGCUUUGUGGAGAGGACCAUGAUCAUCGGUGCACCUGUUAGGGUAGAGGCCAUAGAUGCCGAUGCAGAGUCGCCCAAUAACGUCAUUGAGUAUUCCAUUAUGCAAGCUGAGCCGGACAACAUCUUCGACAUCAACGCAGAGACUGGAGAGAUCAAGCUCAAGUCGUACAUCAAGUCCAUGGAGAUCGUGCAGAACAUCACCAAGCAGAAGGACUGCAGGUGGUCUCUGGUAGUCCAAGCCCGGGACCGAGGGUCUCCGUCCUUCAGCACUACCGCCGUGGUCAACAUCGACAUCACUGAGGCGACUCAACUCAAGGGGCCUAUGGCAGCCUUUUUAUUGCAAAGUAGGCACAACCCAAUGAAGGCCCUAGGCAUGGUCGCUGGUGUCAUUAGCAUAUUGGUAGGGGUCACUGUCUUGAUCUCCACGGCUAUGUUCUUGCGCAACACAAAGUCCAACAGGAUAAUGCCAGCGCGUCGCAUCAUCAUCAGACGGAGACCGUCAAGAGACCGUAAGCCGUGGACGUUUAACGUACCGUUCCGUGGCGGCGGUGGAAAUGACCCAUUGAACAAGUUUGUUGUAGGCGACGCGGAAGCAGGGAGUGUCAGCAUCAACCCCAACAAAAACAUCAGACCCCGGUGCUCUAGAUCAAAGCCCAAUCCUCUGCCCCCCAGAGCCCCCUGUCUGUCUCCUCCAUCCUGUCCCCCUCUGUCCUCCGACCCCAGGCCCAGUGAGAGGCCCCGGGCUGCAGUGCCGACCGUCUCUGGGGCCCUGGCUUCAAAGGGCUCCAGGAGAUCCAGCCAGAGCAGAGAGAGCAACAUCAGCUCUGAGACUACUAGAAUCCCCGUCAGCUCAGCCCUGGUCUCUGAACUCAAAAGGAGACUGGAGCAGAAAAUCACUGAGAGCAACUCAAGCUAUUAUUGAACCUGAUAGGUGUGGUGUGCUGGCGCUCUAACCAAUCUGUCAGUAAAUUGUCUGGACUUGCUGAAUGUGCUCAGUCCAAGGAUUGUAAAAUUGCAAUUGUAAAAGAAGGUUGAGGACCGUAGGUAAAUUCCCUUCAAAACUGUAUUUGGUUUCAAAGCAAGUCCUCUGUCAAAGCAAUGUUGCAACACUGUCCUAUUAUUGAACCUACUGAAUCUAACGAGCUCUACACAUUUUCUUCAAGAUGUUAACAUAACGUUGGACACUUGGAUCCAUGGGCCCCGGUCCAGAAUAGUGCAAGUUUACAGGGAAUUAGGGUGUCAUUUGAGACACACACUGUCAUCCAGAAAUAACUAGAGAUGUUUCUGCACUGCCAUCUUGAGAUGUGUAAUGGGAUCCUUGUUAGAUACGUCUCUGCAUUUCUGCCAUCUUGAGAUGUGUAAUGGGAUCCUUGUUAGAUACGUCUCUGCAUUUCUGCCAUCUUGAGAUGUGUAAUGGGAUCCUUGUUAGAUACGUCUCUGCAUUUCUGCCAUCUUGAGAUGUGUAAUGGGAUCCUUGUUAGAUACGUCUCUGCAUUUCUGCCAUCUUGAGAUGUGUAAUGGGAUCCUUGUUAGAUAAGUUUGCAUUUCUGCCAUCUUGAGACGUGUAAUGGGAUCCUUGUUAGAUAAGUUUGCAUUUCUGCCAUCUUGAGACGUGUAAUGGGAUCCUUGUUAGAUAAGUUUGCUUUGCUGCCAUCUUGAGACGUGUAAUGGGAUCCUUGUUAGAUAAGUUUGCAUUUCUGCCAUCUUGAGACGUGUAAUGGGAUCCUUGUUAGAUAAGUUUGCAUUUCUGCCAUCUUGAGACGUGUAAUGGGAUCCUUGUUAGAUAAGUUUGCAUUUCUGCCAUCUUGAGACGUGUAAUGGGAUCCUUGUUAGAUAAGUUUGCAUUUCUGCCAUCUUGAGAUGUGUAAUGGGAUCCUUGUUAGAUACGUCUCUGCAUUUCUGCCAUCUUGAGAUGUGUAAUGGGAUCCUUGUUAGAUACGUCUCUGCAUUUCUGCCAUCUUGAGAUGUGUAAUGGGAUCCUUGUUAGAUACGUCUCUGCAUUUCUGCCAUCUUAAGAUGUGUAACGGGAUCUUUGUUAGAUAAAUCUCUGCAUUUCUGCCAUCUUGAUAUGUGUAACGGGAUCCUUGUUAGAUACGUCUCUGCAUUUCUGCCAUCUUGAGAUGUGUAAUGGGAUCCUUGUUAGAUACGUCACUGCAUUUCUGCCAUCCCGAGGGAAACAACAUGUUAACAAGAGUGACUAAGGGGGAAAUACUGGACCAUGUCUGAGCAAAAGACUACUGCGUAUUUCUGUGUCAUAUUCCUGAAACGGUUUUGUUUAAUUUGCUUAAGACCCUGCAAUGUUUUCAAGAAUAGUGCUGAAAUAUAUGAUUAGGAUUGAUAUGUAGCCUGUUGUCAGAAGGCUAAAUGGAAUUCAAAUUACGGAAUUAAUUUGGCUAAAAGGACGCCUCAAAAAUAGCCUCAAUCAGCCUUGCUACUGUAGCUAGCUAGCUAGCUUGUUUACAAUGAUUUGAUGCAGUCCAGACGGGCACUAGCAGAUGGCAUAAUAGAUAACAUAUGGCAGCGAGGAGUUUGUGUAACUAGUGCCACACGCCGGAGCCCCUAUUCCUCUCUCCACUCACCUCUUCCCCACCUUUCUACUGAUACAAACAAAGGGACUUCAGCGAGCACGUCUCCAUUGAAGUUUUCCAAAACAACUGUUUUCUUUAAAACACAUAGUAUUUCUACUAUCGUGAUUUUGUUGUAACAGUGAAAACAUUUAAAAUGCCCAUCCCUAAAAAUGUACCAACUUUGACGUGUGCGUCAGAUCGAAGCAGCUAUAUGACACAGCUAUAAAAAAAAAAAAUAAGAGAUCAUUUUUUUGACAGGAUAAAUGCCAUUGCUUAAAACACGAGUGCUCAUGGACCUGUGUUUGUGACAUUCUAGUGGUGUUUGUCAUAUUUAGAUAAGUAGGUGUUCAAGGAUUAUGAUGUGCCACUGCCUGCUUUCAAGACAACAAAAGCUCUUGCUUGUUUGAAAUCAGUAACUUUUUUUUUCUUUCUUUUUUUUUUCUUUUUGUUUUCUUGUUUGAAAUGCUUUUCUAUUUCAAAAGGGUCUUCUUUUAAUUUGGGGGGUGUUGGAUUAUUCACUUAAAUGAAGGAAUCCCUUUGUUGUUUCAGUAAAUAUCAAACUGUAUGAACGGAGAUGUUGUAAAAUUGGCCAUAAACUAAAGCAUUAAUUUCCACGCUGUGUAAACUACAUGAAAAUUAAUGGGAUACAUAACGAUACAAUAUAUUCUAUAUAUGUGUGUAUGUAUGUAUAUAUUCAAUAAUAAUAAUGUAUGUGUUGUAACACUUGCCUGUUUCUUGAAGUGAAAUCUUGAUUGUCUUUAUUUUAUCGUUUUGAAUAAAUGUAUGA
This is a messenger RNA of Oncorhynchus keta (chum salmon), 7514 nucleotides long. RefSeq names its product cadherin-related family member 1-like. NCBI's taxonomy places the organism in Eukaryota, Metazoa, Chordata, Actinopteri, Salmoniformes, Salmonidae. Bases 2536 to 5082 code for a protein of 848 amino acids. The record is from RefSeq and is a predicted model, not a curated record. Gene Ontology annotation, molecular function: cadherin binding; calcium ion binding. Gene Ontology annotation, cellular component: plasma membrane; catenin complex. The transcript has 16 exons. Gene Ontology annotation, biological process: homophilic cell-cell adhesion.